CGAGGGGGCCGGGCCGUGCGCGGGCUGCGGCCCUGCUCCGCGCCGCCAGCCGCCGCCCCUCCGCCCGCCCCGGGGCUCCCCGCGGGCACCAUGCAGGCGCAGCAGCUGCCCUACGAGUUUUUCAGCGAGGAGAACGCGCCCAAGUGGAGGGGGCUGCUGGUGCCUGCGCUGAAAAAGGUUCAGGGGCAAGUUCAUCCUACUCUUGAGUCUAAUGAUGAUGCUCUUCAGUAUGUUGAAGAAUUAAUUUUGCAGUUAUUAAAUAUGCUAUGCCAAGCUCAGCCCCGGAGUGCUUCAGAUGUGGAGGAACGUGUUCAAAAAAGUUUCCCUCAUCCAAUUGAUAAGUGGGCAAUAGCUGAUGCCCAGUCGGCCAUUGAAAAGAGGAAGAGAAGAAACCCUUUAUCCCUGCCAGCAGAAAGAAUUCAUCACUUAUUAAGAGAGGUCCUAGGUUAUAAAAUUGACCACCAGGUUUCUGUUUACAUAGUAGCAGUAUUAGAAUACAUUUCUGCAGAUAUUUUAAAACUGGUGGGGAAUUAUGUAAGAAAUAUACGGCAUUAUGAAAUUACAAAACAAGACAUUAAAGUGGCAAUGUGUGCUGAUAAGGUAUUGAUGGAUAUGUUUCAUCAAGAUGUAGAAGAUAUAAAUAUCUUAUCUUUAACUGAUGAAGAGCCUUCCACCUCAGGAGAGCAAACUUAUUAUGAUUUGGUAAAAGCAUUCAUGGCAGAAAUUCGACAAUAUAUAAGAGAAUUAAAUCUAAUUAUAAAAGUUUUUCGAGAACCCUUUGUCUCUAAUUCCAAAUUGUUUUCAUCUUAUGAUGUAGAAAAUAUAUUUAGUCGUAUAGUAGAUAUACAUGAACUUAGUGUAAAGUUACUGGGCCAUAUAGAAGACACUGUAGAAAUGACAGAUGAAGGCAGUCCCCACCCAUUAGUAGGAAGCUGUUUUGAAGACUUAGCAGAAGAACUGGCAUUUGACCCAUAUGAAUCAUAUGCUCGGGACAUUUUACGGCCUGGAUUCCAUGACCGCUUCCUUAGUCAGUUAUCAAAGCCUGGGGCAGCACUUUAUUUGCAGUCAAUAGGCGAAGGCUUCAAAGAAGCUGUUCAGUAUGUGUUGCCCCGGCUGCUGCUCGCCCCUGUGUACCACUGUCUGCAUUACUUUGAACUUCUGAAGCAGUUAGAAGAAAAGAGUGAAGACCAAGAAGACAAAGAGUGUGUGAAACAAGCCAUAACAGCCCUGCUUAAUGUCCAAAGCGGCAUAGAAAAAAUAUGCUCCAAAAGUCUUGCAAAACGAAGACUGAGUGAGUCUGCAUGUCGGUUUUAUAGCCAACAGAUGAAGGGGAAACAACUAGCAAUCAAGAAAAUGAGCGAGAUUCAGAAGAACAUUGACGGUUGGGAGGGAAAAGACAUUGGACAGUGUUGCAAUGAGUUCAUAAUGGAAGGAACUCUUACACGUGUAGGAGCCAAACACGAGAGACACAUAUUUCUCUUCGAUGGCCUAAUGAUUUGCUGUAAAUCAAAUCAUGGGCAGCCAAGACUUCCUGGUGCUAGCAAUGCAGAAUAUCGUCUUAAAGAAAAGUUUUUUAUGCGAAAGGUACAAAUUAAUGAUAAAGAUGACACCAGUGAAUACAAACAUGCUUUUGAAAUAAUUCUAAAAGAUGGAAAUAGUGUUAUAUUUUCUGCCAAGUCAGCUGAAGAGAAAAACAACUGGAUGGCAGCACUGAUAUCUUUGCAGUACCGGAGUACUCUGGAGAGAAUGCUUGAUGUAACAAUGCUGCAGGAGGAGAAGGAGGAGCAGAUGAGGCUGCCUAGUGCUGAUGUGUACAGGUUUGCAGAGCCAGACUCCGAGGAGAACAUUCUGUUUGAAGAGAACGUGCAGCCCAAGGCUGGGAUUCCAAUUAUCAAAGCAGGGACUGUGAUUAAGCUGAUUGAGAGGCUUACAUACCAUAUGUAUGCAGAUCCCAAUUUUGUUCGGACGUUUCUUACAACAUACAGAUCCUUUUGCAAACCUCAAGAACUACUGAGUCUUAUAAUAGAAAGAUUUGAAAUUCCAGAGCCUGAGCCAACAGAAACUGAUCGAAUAGCUAUAGAGAAUGGGGGUCAGCCCCUGAGUGCAGAGCUGAAAAGGUUUAGAAAGGAAUAUAUCCAACCUGUGCAGUUGCGAGUGUUAAAUGUCUGUCGGCACUGGGUGGAGCACCACUUCUAUGACUUUGAGAGAGAUGCAGACCUGUUACAAAGAAUGGAGGAAUUUAUUGGAACAGUAAGAGGUAAAGCAAUGAAAAAAUGGGUCGAAUCCAUCACUAAGAUAAUCCAAAGGAAAAAAAUUGCAAGAGACAAUGGCCCAGGUCAUAAUAUUACAUUUCAGAGUUCACCUCCCACAGUUGAGUGGCACAUAAGCAGACCUGGGCACAUAGAGACUUUUGACUUGCUCACCUUACACCCAAUAGAAAUUGCUCGACAACUCACUUUACUUGAAUCAGAUCUAUACCGAGCUGUACAGCCAUCAGAAUUAGUUGGAAGUGUGUGGACAAAAGAAGACAAAGAAAUUAAUUCUCCCAACCUUCUGAAAAUGAUUCGCCACACCACUAACCUCACUCUGUGGUUUGAGAAAUGUAUUGUAGAAACAGAAAACUUAGAAGAAAGAGUGGCUGUGGUGAGUCGAAUAAUUGAGAUUCUACAAGUCUUUCAAGAGCUGAACAACUUCAAUGGUGUCCUUGAAGUUGUCAGUGCUAUGAACUCGUCACCUGUUUACAGGCUAGACCACACAUUUGAGCAAAUAUCAAGUAGACAAAAGAAAAUUUUAGAAGAAGCUCAUGAGUUGAGUGAAGAUCACUAUAAGAAAUAUUUGGCAAAACUCAGGUCUAUUAAUCCACCAUGUGUGCCUUUCUUUGGAAUUUAUCUCACUAAUAUCUUGAAAACAGAAGAAGGCAACCCUGAAGUCCUAAAAAGACAUGGGAAAGAGCUUAUCAACUUCAGCAAGAGGCGGAAAGUGGCUGAGAUAACAGGAGAGAUCCAGCAGUACCAAAACCAGCCUUACUGUUUACGAGUAGAAUCAGAUAUCAAGAGGUUCUUUGAAAACUUGAAUCCAAUGGGAAAUAGCAUGGAGAAAGAAUUCACAGACUAUCUUUUCAACAAAUCCCUAGAAAUAGAACCACGGCACCCUAAGCCUCUUCCAAGAUUUCCAAAAAAAUACAGCUAUCCCCUAAAAUCUCCUGGUGUUCGUCCAUCAAACCCAAGACCAGGAACCAUGAGACAUCCCACACCUCUGCAGCAGGAGCCAAGAAAAAUUAGUUACAGUAGGAUCCCUGAAAGUGAAACAGAAAGUACAGCAUCUGCACCAAAUUCUCCGAGGACACCACUGACACCUCCUCCUGCAUCCGGUGCUUCCAGUGCCACAGAUGUUUGCAGCGUGUUUGAUUCUGACCAUUCAGCAAGCCCUUUUCACUCAAGCGGCGAUACUGUCUUUGCCCAGGUUACGCUGCCCCAUGGCCCAAGAUCUGCUUCAGUCUCAUCUAUAAGUUUAGCCAAGGGCACUGACGAAAUGCCUGUGCCCCCUCCAGUCCCCCCACGAAGACGGCCAGAGUCAGCCCCAGCAGAGUCCUCCCCUUCCAAGAUUAUGUCUAAGCACUUGGACAGUCCCCCAGCUAUUCCUCCUAGGCAACCCACAUCAAAAGCUUAUUCACCACGAUAUUCAAUAUCAGAUCGGACCUCUGUAUCAGACCCUCCUGAAAGCCCUCCCUUGCUACCACCACGAGAACCUGUGAGGACACCUGAUGUUUUCUCAAGCUCACCAUUGCAUCUCCAGCCUCCCCCGUUGGGCAAAAAGAGUGAGCAUGGCAAUGCCUUCUUCCCAAACAGCCCUUCCCCUUUCACACCACCACCUCCCCAAACCCCUUCUCCUCAUGGCACAAGAAGGCAUCUGCCAUCACCACCACUGACACAGGAAGUGGACCUCCAUCCCAUUGCUGGGCCUCCUGUUCCUCCACGACAAAGCACUUCUCAACUUAUCCCUAAACUCCCUCCAAAAACUUACAAAAGGGAGCACACACACCCAUCCAUGCACAGAGAUGGACCGCCACUGUUGGAGAAUGCUCAUUCUUCCUGAGUUCCUCUAAACUGGAUAUACAGUUGCCUAGCCCCAAAUCCAUUGCUGGCAAUGGAUGCACUGAACAUGCCAGCACUGAGGAGUUAAAUCGAGAACUCCAAACACUAAUGACUCUACUUCAAGAUGUAUUAUAAGACAAUGAAUUUUAACCUACACGUAAAAAUAAGAUGGUAUUCCAGCGUAGACUGUGGAGACUGAUCUAGAGGAAUUGAACAACUGACUGCACCUGGAACUCACGUGAAGGGACUUUUCUGGCCAAUAGGAAAGGGUCCUCAUUUUGUGAAGUGAUCUUUAUCAUUAAAGGGAUGGAAAACAGUCUAAUGUCCAACAGGCCCAUGUGUUGACAGUUUUUGUAAUUCAAAAUAUUAUGCACUUUUAAAAAAAACUCUUAAACAGGGAUCUUAUUCUCCUCUUUGUUUUUCGUUGCUUUACUCUUCUACGUUAGAAUACUUUCAUAAAAAUCAUGAUGAGGACUGUGAGAAAGGCUGUGGUGCCUGGCCUUGUUGAAAUCAAGGCCAGCACUGUACUACAGUCCUGUUUACAGGUUAUUACAGUGAAUUGAAUGGGUACCGAGGCUUCACCAAAGAGGUACUUUUUGUUAUUGUUUUAAGAAUAAUUAUACCAAUUUUAAGAACAUUCCCUAUCUACCCCACUCACAAACAAAAUGUGGUGGUGUUGCCUUCAAGAAAUCUCAUGUCAUUAACGUGAUGGAAGAUCUUUUUUAAAAUGCAACUGUCAAGUAUACUAUUUACACUUAGGAGACUGUUAAUCUAUGCUAGACUGUCAUCCCCCACCCCCUUUGUCCCACAGAAGUUUACUGGUAAUAUAUGUCCUGUCUCGUGGCUGUCCCUCUAACAUACUACAGAAAUGCAGACACCCAAUGUGAAAAGGAGCACUCUGGGCCUCACCAACACCAUUCACGUUUUACUAAUAGUUGAGUAGUUAGCAUACCUGGAAUUACCUUGCAUUGCUAAAUCAUGUGUAUAUAGUGAAUGUUACAGAAUAUACCUGACAGCUCUGUUUUUAUUUAAUUGAAUAAAGAUAAACUACUUUGUUUGGCUGGCAUCUAUUAAAUUAUUAUAUGGAGAAAAUGUUUGGUUCUUCUUUCUUUCGGUUGGACAACAUACACUAAGCAUAGAAGCACAUGUGAUGGUGUGCCUGGGUGUCUGGUUCUCACAGAAGAGUCUGAAGCUGGAGUCUGGCAUGUCGGGAAACCCUGCCUUUAGAUGGGAUAGGCAGCUUUUAAAGCAGAACCUUGCAGGGAUUUUGUUUUUGUUUUUAAAUUUCUUGAGCAACCAUUCAUGUUUGUUAAGGUUUAUACUGAACAUUCUACUUUGCUUAAGGUCUUUACUUCCAUCAGAGCUACUCCUCACAACCUACCUGCAGCGUUAAUAUCAGCGUGAUUAUUCAUGAAGCCUUGUACUGCUCUUCUGAGUAACAACUACUGUGACUGAAAUGCAUGCAACUUGAAGAGAAAAUGUUUUCUUAUUCUCCAUUCUGUCUGUGAACUGUGUAGUACUCCAUUCUUAGACAGUCAUCAGUUCAUCAGAAUGUGCAUGUGUCCUCGGAAUAAUGAAGCAGCAUUUCAGUAAUUCUGUUAACUGUGCUGCAUCAUGGUGGGAACUCAGGACAUUCAUAACUUCGUGGGGCAUUUACUACAGCAUUACAUGUACAUCUCAGUAGUACAGGAUAUAGUCUUCUAAGAUCAGAAAGGACAGUAAUUGUAUCCACCACUAGGUAGUCUGUCCUAUCAUGUCCUUGUUUAUUUGUUAGAGUUUAAUUUUUUUCACUCAGUGUCUGUACCAUUCCUGUAGCCGUUUUUCUCUUUGUAAGAUGUCUCCUUUUUUUAAGAGUCCUCAAAAGUUAACUUCAAAUGCCUUCUUGGAUGUAAAGUGCCCGUAAGACCAUUUAUUGAACAAGUGAGCAUUCAUUCAAUAAAAAUAGCUAAGCCUACUUACUAAUGCUGCUCCGUAUGAUUGUAAAUGCACAUCCCACAAUCUCCCAUCAUGGUUUAGACCAGCCUAGCUGUCCCUAGAAUUUCCUAUGGUUUACUGAUCAUGUUUUGAUCAUUCCAUCCGUACUUCAAAGGAGACCCUAAGAAAAGCAACAUUAGAACCCAUUCAGUAUUUCUGGAAAGUGUUGCCUUCAAUGUCUUUCAUUCUGCCUGCGCCAACAAUGAAGGGAAAGCUCGGAUUUGGAGUUAAUUGUAUUUCUCCCAAAAGGAACCAUUCUCUGCCCCACUGUUCUAGUAGACUACACCAGGAAGCCAUUUUAUAUGCGUCAUGGACAGAGGAUAUUUUUAUUCUCAAAUAUGACAUAUUGGCAAAAAUAUUUUCUAUAUAGGAACUGAUUUUGAAAAUUCUAGUUGGAUGUCCUGAGGAGAAGGUGAGCAAGCUGUCCUGUUAACUGUUAUCUGGCUGGCCAAUUUAUCCUUAGCCAUACUAAAUGUAUCGGGGACAAGAGUUGGCAAGAAAACAAAUGCCCCAUUACGAAACUACAUCUGAAUCCAGGCCAUUACAAGGCGGCCAGUGCGGCAAACCUUGCUUAACUGUAUCCCCAAAUAUGGGACAUUUCUUCCAGAAAUCGGUGUCAACAAGUGUUUUUUUACAUUUAGAUCACAAAAUGAAAGUUCCUCUUGGGUUCAUAAACAAUAUAAUAGAAAUGCUUUUUACAGCUAAGCACUCUGAAAAACAGGGACAGACAAAUACAUGUUUCUAAAUUGUUAUGCCUUCAAAUGUGUUUGAAGACUACAAAAUGACAAAUAUUGAAAGUCUUCCUAAUUAAAAACUUUUGCUUAAAUAAAGGUUGUUGGGCAUAAAAUUGUGGGUUUAGUAGAUUACUAUUCUCCGACUGAGUGUUUGAAUGGAUCUGAAUUGAGCCAAGAGCCAACAUCUGAAUUGAGCCAACAUUCUACUAAAGUACUAUUUAAAUUGGAGGCUAUGCUAUGAUUCCAAUUUCUUCCUUAAUGCAAACCCAAAGUGGUAUUUAUCAUAAUGAUGUUGCAAUUAAAUUUUGCUCAUGUUAUUUCAUUAUCUUAAUAUAAUGGCCUAAAUUAGGGAUAUUUAGUGGCUCUGAAAAAUAGAUGGGGAUGUUGUCCCAGCUAGAGUACACACAGAAGAAAACCCUUACUACCCCUCUUCAGAUUAAAAAUCAAGGCAACCAUUUAUCCCUGGUUUGCUGCUGCCGGAUGGGUUUUUAUGCUUUCCAUCUCUGUUGUUUGGCUGUUGUGCAGGUGCAGGUUCUGUGUAUUGCACAUUAAUCUUCACCAGUAAAUACACAACACAAGGUUACUGUCAAUUUGACUAAAAGAGAAUUAUGCAGUAAAAUGCGAAGGAAAGUGAUGGCUUUAUUGAAUGUUUUCUUUCAUUUAGAACAGUACUAACUUUUAAAAUAAUUUCAUAUUCUUUUAUACAUAGGGCAGUGAAAUAUUCUGAAAAAACAGCUCUACAUGAUAAAUCUAAACAACAAAGCACUUGUAAAUUCUUUUUAAGUUUCAUGCCUUAUUUUCCAUUUUUGACACCAUGAAGUGCAUUUCUGUCAACUGUGAGCAAAUUUCCCUUUUGCCUUUAAUAAAAAUAGUGCAUUAAGUAGCCAGUUGCUGAAAAAUUAUAAAGCAAGUUAGCUAAAGGUGGGUCACACUGGACUACCACCCAAAGAACCAGGAUACACAAAAGAUGCACGUUACAUGUGGUGUGGCCUAGUAUGCACCCAUGCUGGAUGCAUGCCACUUUCAGUAGCUGCCAGAUGUGCCUUUAAUUAACAUCUCUAACUUUUUUUCUUCAGAUCAAGUCAGCAUUUGGGAGUGGGACUAGGGUAGGGGGGUUGGGAUUGCAAAUAUCUGGUGAAAACACCAGAAAAUUUGUUUGUCAAAGUGACAUGUAUACUUUUAGUUGAGAUGUGUCUGUAUAUAUAUAUGUGUAUUUGCCUUUGUUUAGUAGCACGGUUAUUUGCUAAAGUAAUUGUCAAAAAAAAAAAUGCUCUGUCUUACUCUGAUGUAAGAACAAAGUGUGGUCUCUACAUCUCUAACGGCCUUUGUACCUGACCAUAUUUAUAGGUACUCUUUGUCCUCUAUGUGUAGCCGUAUUCGGUUUGCAUUAAAAGUGAAAAUAAUGGCUGUUGUUUUCCUGGCAUUACUGAGAUAAAUUGAAAAGUAAUAAAAAUAAUGCCUUACAUAGCCCACAA
Molecule: messenger RNA, 8277 nt
Organism: Psammomys obesus (fat sand rat)
Lineage: Eukaryota; Metazoa; Chordata; Mammalia; Rodentia; Muridae
Gene: Sos1
Product: SOS Ras/Rac guanine nucleotide exchange factor 1
Exons: 23
Coding region: 91-4095 (1334 amino acids)
Biological process (GO): Ras protein signal transduction; positive regulation of GTPase activity
Cellular component (GO): plasma membrane
Molecular function (GO): protein heterodimerization activity; guanyl-nucleotide exchange factor activity
Source: RefSeq, a predicted model, not a curated record